GCCGGGGCGGGGGCGCUGCUGCUGCGGGGGCCCGGCGGCGGGGGCGGCGGCGGCGGCCCGCUCCAGCCAUGCCGAAUAAAAACAAGAAGGAGAAAGAAUCACCAAAAGCAGGGAAAAGUGGAAAAAGUUCGAAAGAAGGCCAAGACGUGGUCGAAUCAGAGAUUCCCAGCAGGAAAAACAGCCUUGCUGCUGUCCCGUCUACAGUAUCUAGUAAAAUAAAAGUGCCAGUCCCUCAGCCCAUAGUGAAGAAAGACAAGCGGCAGAAUUCUUCCAGGUUUAGUGUCAGCAAUAAUAGAGAACUUCAAAAGCUACCAUCUUUAAAAGAUGUUCCUCCUGCUGAUCAAGAGAAGCUUUUUAUCCAGAAGUUACGUCAGUGUUGUGUCCUCUUUGACUUUGUUUCUGAUCCACUGAGUGACCUAAAGUGGAAGGAAGUAAAACGAGCUGCUUUAAGUGAAAUGGUAGAAUAUAUCACCCAUAAUCGGAACGUGAUCACAGAGCCUAUAUACCCAGAAGUAGUCCAUAUGUUUGCAGUUAACAUGUUUCGAACAUUACCACCUUCCUCCAACCCCACGGGAGCAGAAUUUGACCCAGAGGAAGACGAACCAACGUUAGAAGCGGCCUGGCCUCAUCUACAGCUUGUGUAUGAAUUUUUCUUAAGAUUUUUAGAGUCUCCAGAUUUCCAACCUAAUAUAGCGAAGAAAUAUAUUGAUCAGAAGUUUGUAUUGCAGCUUUUAGAGCUCUUUGACAGUGAAGAUCCUCGAGAGAGAGAUUUUCUUAAAACUACCCUUCACAGAAUCUAUGGCAAGUUCUUAGGCUUAAGAGCUUACAUCAGAAAACAGAUAAAUAAUAUAUUUUAUAGGUUUAUUUAUGAAACAGAGCAUCACAAUGGCAUAGCAGAAUUACUGGAAAUAUUGGGAAGUAUAAUUAACGGGUUUGCCUUACCACUAAAAGAAGAGCACAAGAUUUUCUUAUUGAAGGUGUUGCUGCCUUUGCACAAAGUGAAAUCUCUGAGUGUCUACCAUCCACAGCUGGCAUACUGUGUUGUGCAGUUUUUAGAAAAGGACAGCACCCUCACUGAACCAGUGGUAAUGGCACUCCUCAAAUACUGGCCAAAGACUCACAGUCCAAAAGAAGUCAUGUUCUUAAAUGAAUUAGAGGAGAUUUUAGAUGUGAUUGAACCGUCGGAAUUUGUGAAGAUCAUGGAGCCUCUCUUCCGGCAGUUGGCCAAAUGUGUCUCCAGCCCGCACUUCCAGGUGGCAGAGCGAGCCCUAUAUUACUGGAAUAAUGAGUACAUCAUGAGUUUAAUCAGUGACAAUGCAGCCAAGAUUCUGCCCAUCAUGUUUCCAUCCUUGUACCGCAACUCCAAGACCCACUGGAACAAGACAAUACAUGGCUUGAUAUACAACGCACUGAAGCUCUUCAUGGAGAUGAACCAGAAGCUCUUUGAUGACUGCACCCAACAGUUUAAAGCAGAGAAACUGAAAGAGAAGCUAAAAAUGAAAGAACGAGAAGAAGCGUGGGUUAAAAUAGAAAAUCUAGCCAAAGCAAACCCCCAGUACACAGUGUAUAGUCAAGCGAGCAGCGUGAGCAUCCCGGUUGCAAUGGAGACAGAUGGGCCUUUAUUUGAAGAUGUGCAGAUGCUGAGAAAGACAGUGAACGAAGAGGCUCGCCAGGCCCAGAAAGAACCGAAGAAGGACCGGCCUCUCGUGCGCCGCAAGUCCGAGCUGCCUCAGGACCUCCACACCAAGAGCGCCUUGGAGGCCCACUGCAGAGCCGACGAGCUGCUCUCCCAGGACGGGCGCUAGCCCUGGAGGACCGCGGCAGGCUGCGGACGCCACUCCUGUUCUGGAUUCUGUAGAAAAUACAUACUUUUUGUGCCAUACAAAUCAGUUACACUCACAGUCAGAGCUUUCUUCGACCCCGUUCUGUAGGCAAUAACGUACUUCCGCCUCAGCUCGAGAUUAGGAGUUCAAACAAUGGUGACUUCUCAGAUCCGUGCGCAGAGCCGGGGCCCCUGACCGUGUCCUCCCCACGUCCUCGUGACCCCGGCACAGCCCCAGAUAGGAUAGUUUCCCAAAAUCAGAGCUAAGGAAAGCACCCUGCUCAUCUCCAUGUUCUCCCCAAACGGAAUUUGUGAUCAUUCAAAAUAGGUGGUUCUAUGAUAAUAUCAAUGUUUUUCAAAUCAAAGGAGCACUUUAAAAAAGUACUGCAUAUUUUUUAAGACUUUAAAACCUUUGAAAUUGUUUCCAUGUGAUUGUUACGCCAGCAGUUUGGGGAGUUUUUUUUAAAUCUCACCAAAAUGGUUCUUUGCUUUCUUCUAACGCAGCUUACUGGGGACAGUGACGUGAAGGCCCUCAGCCGCUGGUUUUCCCAAGGUGUUCCUUUACUUUGAGGAACGACAUGUGCGCCAUGUCCUACUCCUUCAUGUGUCUCUAAAGCCAUAUUUCCAAGUCUGUGGUCUGGUACCAGGAUUCCAGGAGUGAGUUCACAGGAGAAAUUUAUUUUCAAAAGAGCCUUCUCUAUCUACCUUGACUGGAAUUGGAAUUUAAAAACGAUUUUAUCAUUUUUUUGUUUGCAGAAUUUUUUUCCUCUACUCACACAUUCUUGCCCUUUAACAAGGCUCUUGAACUAAUAAAAUUAUAACCUCUAAGAAUUGCAUGUUUUUAGAAAGUUAGAAUGAGAUCAUUCUGAUUAGGUCAGUUCUUGGCCUAAUGCAGGCUGCAGCUGCCUUUGGUCAGAACGUAACAAAAGUCACAGUGUACGUGCCGGGCCAUGCGUGAUGGCCACUGUUGCUGUCACGUGGUGCUCAGCACUCAGAGGAAGCGGCAGUGAGGGUGGCCUCACAUGGAUCUUUUUCUGGUGACGAUGCGCACAUGUCAACACCUCCUGCGGAAAAGGCAGUGUCUGAGUUCGCAUCAGUCUUCAAAUGCUGCUAUCUGUUUCACAGACUUCUUGCAUGGAUUGAGCUUUUUGUUUUCGAUGGAAUAGCACGAGGAGAAAAACCUUUAAACUUAGUGCUUUGUCUGUUCUUUAUUUCUCUCAGGGCGGCCAGUAUUUUGACUGACUUAUCCUGCUUGAAAGCUCUUGAGACACGCACUGCUAUUCUAAACAAGUGGUUCUAGUUUCUUUUGUCUCUGGCGUAAGAUUAUAUAGCUUCAUGUUAAAUGUCUCGAUGCAUAAAAGAUAAACUGUGGCUUCUUUUAGGAUCUGUUGUUCGCUCGAGGUCUCAGGUGUCCGUGGAAGUGUCGCGAAGAGCAGCAGGCCUCGUUCCCGUGUCACGGUGGCAUCACUGAAAUCCACUGACAGUGUUUAGUUCCUGUGCUUAGAGGAAAGCCGUCUGUGGGGGGGCCGAAUUCGCUGACUGCCCCAGCUGAAAGUGGAACAGCCCACUUUGUGAGAAGAAACACUUCCUGAGAAACUUGACAAGUAGCUACCCAUUUUACCAUUAUGAAAUUUAUAAUUUAAAAAAAGUUCAGCUGCCUUCUCCUUUUGAGGGAAAAAGGGUGCUUUUUAUUGUAUAAAGCAGCGUCUUCUGUAUUUUGAUAUACCAUUGUUUGAACUUCCGUCUUUAGCUGAUAGAUUCUCAGAUAUCCUUGAUUCUGGAUGGCCGGUGUGUUUGUGAGAGAGGCAUCUGGAAAGACUCUCUUUUGCCCGAGGGAGAAAGCGAAAUAUCAGUGUUUGGGUGAUUGUGUAAAGCUCAGCGUAUGAGAACAUCUUUUUGUCUAGGUUUUAUUUCUGCUCUUUAUUGAAGACAAACAUUCACCAAAAAGGGACAAAAAAAGUUUUAAGAGAAACUAAUUUUCUUUGACAAGAGUAUUAUUUAAUAUUUUGGCCUGUUAAAGUUUUCCUGGUUAGGACUCAGACUCCCUGCGCUAAUUGUUCGACUUAUAUAUUAUUCUCUAGAUACACUGUUUGUUCUGUGCAAACUGAUCUCAGAAGUACUACACUGAAAAUAAACCGGUGACUGUUUCUCUUCAUAAAGUUCUGCGUUUGGCAUCUUCACUCUUUCCAAAAUGUAUCCGUACAUCAGAAAUGUCACUAUUCCGAGUGUCUUUUUAGUGUGGCUUUAGUAUGGCUUCCUUUUAAUAUUGUACAUACAUUGUAUCUUUGUUUUAUGGUAAUAAGUAAUAAAAAUGUAGACUUCAUAUUUUGUACAAAAUGUCCUAUGUACAGAAUAAAAAAGUUCAUAGAAACAGCAAAAA
This is a messenger RNA of Equus quagga, 4202 nucleotides long. It is a transcript of the gene PPP2R5C, whose product is annotated as protein phosphatase 2 regulatory subunit B'gamma. Gene Ontology annotation, molecular function: protein phosphatase activator activity. The coding region runs from base 69 to 1805 and encodes 578 amino acids. Gene Ontology annotation, biological process: protein dephosphorylation; signal transduction. The record is from RefSeq and is a predicted model, not a curated record. Gene Ontology annotation, cellular component: cytosol; protein phosphatase type 2A complex; nucleus. Lineage: Eukaryota; Metazoa; Chordata; Mammalia; Perissodactyla; Equidae. The transcript is spliced from 16 exons.